AUGGCGUCAUCCUCCUCCUCCUCCUCCUCCUCCUCCGUCUUCAGCCCCGCCGCCUCCUCCACCAUCGCCGCCCCGCCCGAACGCGUCUUCGCCCUCCUCAUCGACCGCACCACCUGGCCGCGCUGGAACACCUUCAUCCCGCACGCCGAAGUCGUCGUUCCCAAGCCAUCGUCAUCGUCGUCACCCGCUCCCUCCACCACACCAAACGACGACAACGACAACAACGACAACGACGACGGCAAACUCAAGCUCGGCCAGACCCUCCGCUUCACCGUGCAGGCGCGCGUCCUCGGCGCGCUGCGCACCGUGCCGGGCGGCAGCCUGGAGGAGGUCAACAUGCUGUCGACGCCGUCGAGCGACGGCGGCGGUGGCGGAGAGCGGGGCGUGUGGAGGGUCGGGUGGGCGGCCAGCGCGGCGAUGAUGCCGCGCUGGCUGAUGCGCACGCAGCGCGUCAACGAGGUCGUGGCGGCGGAUGGUGGUGUGGGCGGUGGCGGUUGCAUCUACAGGACGUACAUGACGUUUGAGGGGCCGAUGGCGUACGUGGUCAAGUGGUUGACGGGGUGGAUGGUGCGGGAUGGGUUGGUCAUGUGGGCGGAGGGGUUGAAGGAGGAGGCGGAGAAGGGCGGCGGCGGCGGUGCGUGA
This is a messenger RNA of Diplodia corticola, 642 nucleotides long. Its product is annotated as polyketide cyclase dehydrase. The record is from RefSeq and is a predicted model, not a curated record. The transcript has a single exon. Bases 1 to 642 code for a protein of 213 amino acids. Lineage: Eukaryota; Fungi; Ascomycota; Dothideomycetes; Botryosphaeriales; Botryosphaeriaceae.